Molecule: messenger RNA, 2840 nt
Organism: Thermothielavioides terrestris NRRL 8126
Lineage: Eukaryota; Fungi; Ascomycota; Sordariomycetes; Sordariales; Chaetomiaceae
Exons: 3
Coding region: 118-2679 (853 amino acids)
Biological process (GO): DNA-templated transcription; regulation of transcription by RNA polymerase II
Cellular component (GO): nucleus
Molecular function (GO): DNA-binding transcription activator activity, RNA polymerase II-specific; RNA polymerase II cis-regulatory region sequence-specific DNA binding; zinc ion binding
Source: RefSeq, a predicted model, not a curated record
CGAGCCGAUUCUCCCUCCCACACACCCGUCAUCACCCUUGUGUUCGCGCUCGCCCUUCCGGGAGCUCUGGCGGGACAUCGAGUCCUGCCGAACCCGGCUGCGGACAUGGACGUGGACAUGGCCACGGACGCUGCGCCAGCAGCUGCAGCUGCAGCUCCAGCUCCAGCUCCAGCUCCAGCCCCAGCUCCAGCCCCAGCUUCCUGUCAAGCUCCGGCACCAGCUCCGGCUUCAGCUCCAGCCACAGCGCCACCCGCGCCUUCGCCCGCCGGGAGUCCUGGCACCGUCAAGGUCGCCGAGCCCAGGCGGCGCAACCGGCCCGCGCUCUCGUGCAUCCAGUGCAGGACGCGCAAGAUCCGCUGCGACCGCAACGAACCGUGUGCCAGUUGCCUGAAGUCCAAGAUCGUCAAUUGCACCUAUGAGGAGGCGCGCCGUCCGAAGCCGCGCCUAUGGAGGCUGUCCCCAGCCCCGGCCGUGGGCCACCCCGAACUCUCUCCGACCGCAGCCGAGGACCGACUGGCUGCCGGCUCCGCUUUCGCCUUCCGGGACGCGGCAGGGCCGGCCCCGCCCCCAACUUCGGACCCUGCCCGGCCCGGUUCCGGCGCUGCGCCCCCGGAGCCCCUGCCGGUCACGAGCCCACAUUCGCUGCCGCGGGCGCACCACGUCGACUCGGGCACAGGGACCGCAGGAGCCCUCGGCAGCACGACCGCGCUCGCCGAGCGCGUUAGGCAAUUGGAGCAACAGCUUGCCGAUGCGCUCAAGCGCCCGGAGUACAGCUCGCCGUUGUCGCGCUCGGCGCAUACAGCAUUAUCCCCAGACCAUGGGCCCUUUCCCCGGCGGCUCUCGGGAGCUAGCUCUGUGAUGAAUGGAGACAAACUCUUUCCUCUCGUCGUCGACGUCGCCCAGCGCAUCGAAUCGGACAAGAGCUCCGACGUCCACUUCGUUUUGCACAAGUGCAGGGAACUAGGCAAAACCGUGCUGGCCAGAGGUACUCCCGCCUCUGUCUCCCUUCAGCUCGGCAGCGCCAUACCGCCCCAAGAGACUGCCCUGCGGCUAGUCGACGCCUACUUCAGGACCUUUGAGUGCGUCUACAGGAUCCUUCACCGGCCCACCUUCUGGCAAGGCUACCGGAAAUACUGGGAACAGCCCGGCGCCACCGACUCGGCUUUUGUGGUACAGUUCCAACUCUGCAUGGCCAUCGGCACGUGCUUUGAGGACGGCGGACCGGCUCUCCGCCGUUCGGCUGCUCAGUGGAUACACGAAGCUCAAGUUUGGCUCGUCUCCUCUUUGUCUUCCAUGAAGUCGCGGUUCAACUUCGCCGGUCUCCAAAUUUUGUGCCUGCUCCAUCUGGCCAGGGAGACUUGCGGCGUUGGAGGAGACUUGGCCUGGAUCAGUGCCGGCUCUCUGCUGCGAACCGCUAUGCACCUGGGUUUACACCGCGAUCCGGACAACGUCCCCACCAUGUCCGCGUUCAACGCGGAAAUGAGACGGCGACUGUGGGCCACCGUUCUCGAGAUUGUGGUGCAGUCGAGCUUGGACUCCGGCGCCCCCCCUCUCCUGGGCCUGUCCGACUUCGACACCCGGCCGCCCUCAAAUUACGAUGAUGACCAGCUUGCCGAAAAUGCCAAGUUCCCCUCCAUACCCCGGCCUCCGAACGCCUUUACGGAGACCACCGUCCAGCUCGCACUUCUUCGCUCGGUUCCCGUACGGCUGGCCAUCGCCCAGUACGUCAACCACUUUAACUCACUCGGCACGUUCGAGGAAACCCUGAAGUGGAACAACGAGUUGACAAAUGCAUGCCGGACGCUUUCCGCCACCUUUCAGCCUUUCUACGAUCCUGCAGGCAUUCUUCCUAAACGCCUCUCGUUGUUCCAGCUCCGGCUGGCAGAGCACAUGGUGCAUCGCUUCUUCUUGGCGCUGAACCACCCGUGGCUGUGGUCAGCGCACAACAACCCCGCUUACUACUUUGCUCGGAAGAUGUGUGUCGAGACCUCCCUCAAGCUGUACAGGGCCAUUGCCACAGGGUCACCCGCCGGCGACUCUGGGACAGCAAGUCAAUCCGACGACUUCACCAGACUCUCCACAUGCGGGUACGGUGCGUUCCGAUCGGUCCCGACUCUAGCUGUCCUCACGAUUUGUCUCGAGCUCUUGUGGCAAGUCCAAGAAGACCGGUCCUUCCGCCAUAGCAUCAGCAUCGACCAGCCACAUGAUCGGCCCGCUCGCGGCAGCGAAGCGGACAUCAACAAUCCCGUUGGCAUGGGCAUCGGGAGCGGUGCCGCUCCGCGACAAGAACUGCUUGAAGCCGUCAGGUACUCUAUCGGCUGGGCUGAGCGGCGCAUCCGGUGUGGAGAAACCAAUGUGAAAGCUUACCUGUUAUUCUGUGCCCUGCUAUGCCAGGCCCAAGCGAUCCAGCGAGGCGCCUCGGACGCAGAAGUGGAACGUCAGGUCAUGAAUUCGGUGGCGGAAGAGUUGAACCACUGCUUGCUCCUGCUGAAGGACGCCGCUGGCCGUGACCCCUCCCUGGCGUCGGCCGGUACGGCAACCAACGGCGGAAGGGUCAGUAUAUCCCACGGAAGUCCGCCUGAAGCAGGUGGUGAAUGGGGACCAGAUGAGGCGACACAACCCCGCGGGUUCAACUCCAUCUUCAACAUUCACGACGCCGACUUCUUUCUUGGCACCUGACCCCGCCACGCCGGUCCGGCUGUUUCCUCCUGACAGCCGCCUGAGGCGCCGUAACGAGCGGCUCCUCGCGGAAGGAUUUCGACCGGUCGACCACCCACCCAGCCAUGCGCCCCAUGCGCUCUCUUCCUCGAGUCUCAAAUACGGCCUCCUUCCAGUGGAAG